Monascus purpureus is the source of this 381-nucleotide messenger RNA. Lineage: Eukaryota; Fungi; Ascomycota; Eurotiomycetes; Eurotiales; Aspergillaceae. The record is from the annotation of a GenBank genome assembly.
AUGAAGACUCUCUCGCCCUCAGUCGCUUUCUUGGUCUUGACCACGUCUGUCCUUCGCAUCUUCUGUCCCCUGCCCAUAUUAGUUGCCGGUAUACGUCCAAACCAGGAAGACCAAGACUGUCAAUCAGCAUGGCCAACCAGUGCUCCGGACACGUCUUCGCGAUUGUUCAGGCCACCAACGGCAAUAUCCUCACAUGGCGCUGCUCCGACUGCAACUCGGGACCGUUCGUGGCGAUAUGGCGCUGCAAAAUCUGUGGACAUUGCCGAUGCCAUACAUGCCACAAUGUCAAGGGUUAGACAACUGGCCCGUAGGCUCCGGGUGAAGGGUCGGGUAUACUGCCGUGGGCGUAUUCUGCGGAGAAUCGCGAAGCAACAAGGUUAG